This is a messenger RNA of Phalacrocorax carbo (great cormorant), 5190 nucleotides long. The record is from RefSeq and is a predicted model, not a curated record. Lineage: Eukaryota; Metazoa; Chordata; Aves; Suliformes; Phalacrocoracidae.
AUGUUUAACUCUGCAGACAUGGUCUUUUCAUUGGAUAAUUUAUUUUAUGAAAGACCAGAUACAAGACAAAGGUAUCUAGAAAAUGAAGAGCCUAAGAGGUGGUGUAUUGCACCUGCUCCAGCUAUUGCUGAAAUUCCAACUGCAGAGGAAUUACAGAGGGAGCUGGAAGAAAACACAGCCAACACUCAUACGGAAGGGAGAAAGCACCAGAAGCUUAUACAACAAUGUAAAAGUAACACUGAGGAAGUAAAUGGUAAAUUGCCAGCACCUGUUCAUUUUGGCAUAGCCUCUGAAAAAGAAGGGCUCCAGUUAAGUGUAGGGGAAAGAGAAAAACUCAGUCGGCAUGAAAGUGCAAAAAUUGUUUAAUUGUUUCUCUCUUCUGACCAAGGUAAAUCUAAAGCAGGACCAGGGGUUUCUCGGCAACUUGGUGCAAUUUUUUCACCAAAUAAAAUAUUAAGUAAUUUUCCAGAAGACACCAAUGAUGAGAGUGUCCAUUCGACAUUAAGAAAAAGCUUAUUUAAAAUGUCCAGUUGUACAUAUAAAAAUACAGAAUUUAAAGAUAGUUCUGUGGAUGUGAAAGAAAUUGAUACUUACUUAAAUACAAGUGAAAACAUGAAAGAAGUGAAAAAAGAAGGUUUAUGGAGAAAUAAUCAUCAUGCUUCAAUAACUAAAGACUCAGAUUUUACUCUGCAGAGGGUAGCUGGUGGGGACAUUGCAUCUAAAAAUGGAAUUAAAAUGAAGUUUUCUAAUGCUUCAGAGGUUCUGGAUAUGACAGGAACUACAGGAAGAAAACUGGAAAUUUUGAGGGCUGUUACAGAAAUACCAACCCAAUUUAGAAGUAUUUUUAAAGACUUUCCAUAUUUUAACUAUGCACAGUCAAAAGCUUUGGAUGAUCUUCUUUAUACAGAUAGGAAUUUUGUGAUCUGUGCCCCAACUGGCUCUGGAAAAACUGUAAUGUUUGAGCUAGCUAUUACCAGAUUACUCAUGGAAGCCCCGCUGCCUUGGUUAAAUAUUAAAGUUGUUUACAUGGCUCCAAUAAAAGCUCUAUGUAGUCAGCGUUUUGAUGAUUGGAAAGAAAAAUUUGGACCUGUAGGACUCACCUGCAAGGAACUGACAGGAGAUACAGUGAUGGAUGAUUUAUUUGAAGUACAUCAUGCUGACAUUAUCAUCACUACACCUGAAAAAUGGGAUAGCAUGACUAGAAGGUGGAGGGACAACUCUAUAGUCCACCUUGUGCGACUGUUCCUCAUUGAUGAGGCAAGAAAAUAAAUGUUGUAUGCACUGUUUUUGUUCAUGAUGAUAAAAAGAAACAAAGUGCAUGUUAUAAAGGAUGAAAGCCGUGGCGCAACAUUAGAAGUUGUAGUCAGCCGGAUGAAGACCGUUCAGUCUUCUCUUUGGCGUCUUUUAGAGAGUCAUGACACUGUUCCUCCCUUGAGAUUUGUAGCUGUUUCUGCAACAAUGCCAAAUGCUGAAGAUAUUGCAGAAUGGCUUUCAGAUAGUAAAAUGCCUGCUGUAUGUCUGAAAAUAGAUGAGGAUCAACGACCGGUGAAGUUACGCAAAAUUGUUCUUGGUUUUCCUUGCAGUGACAAUCAGACAGAAUUCAAAUUUGACUUAACCCUUAACUACAAGAUAGCUAGUAUUAUACAAGCAUACUCGGAACAAAAGCCAGCACUUGUGUUUUGUGCCACAAGAAAAGGAGUACAGCAGGCUGCUUCUGUUCUUUCAAAAGAUGCUAAAUUUCUACUGAGUAUAGAACAGAAACAAAGAUUACAAAAGUCUGCAAAUUCAUUGAAAGAUUCGAAACUGAGAGAUCUUUUAAUGUAUGGUGUGGCUUAUCAUCAUGCGGGUAUGGAGAUAUCUGACAGAAAAAUAAUUGAAGGAGCUUUUACUGUAGGAGACUUACCAGUACUUUUUACCACUAGCACCUUAGCUAUGGGAGUCAAUCUGCCUGCACACCUGGUGGUUAUAAAAUCCACAAUGCACUAUGUUGGAGGAGUGUUCCAAGAGUACAGUGAAACUGAUAUUCUGCAGAUGAUUGGGAGAGCAGGAAGGCCUCAAUUUGAUACUACAGCUACAGCAGUUAUUAUGACUCGUUGGAGUACAAGGGAGAAGUAUAUACAGUUGUUAAGUGGUGCUGAUGUAAUAGAGAGCAGCUUGCACAGGCAUCUUGUCGAGCACUUGAAUGCAGAAAUAGUGCUACACACUGUCACAGAUGUCACUGUAGCUUUGGAAUGGAUACGAUCAACAUUCUUGUACAUUAGAGCCUUAAAAAAUCCAACUCAUUAUGGUUUUUCAUCUGGUUUGGAUAAAAUUGGUAUUGAAGCAAAAUUACAAGAACUGUGUUUGAAGAACUUAAAUGAUUUAUCAUCUUUUGGUUUGAUCAGGAUGGAUGAAGCAAAUAAUUUCAAACCAACAGAGACUGGAAGAUUAAUGGCGUGGUAUUAUAUUGCAUUUGAUACAGUGAAACAAUUUUUCACAAUUAAGGGAACAGAGACUUUAAAUGACUUGAUUACAAUGAUCUCCAACUGCACAGAAUUUCUGGAUGUCAAGUUAAGAACAAAUGAAAAGAAAAUACUGAACACUUUGAAUAAAGACAAGGACAAAAUAACUAUCAGGUUUCCAAUGGAGGGGAAGAUAAAAACAAGAGAAAUGAAAAUAAACUGUCUUAUUCAGGCUCAGCUAGGAUGCAUUCCUAUUCAAGACUUUACUUUGACACAAGAUACUGGCAGAAUAUUUAGAAAUGGCUUGAGAGUUACUAGAUGGUUAUCUGACUUUCUGGCAUCGUGUAAGAACAACUUUUCUGCUUUAUUAAACUCUCUGAUUUUAGCAAAGUGUUUCAGGUGCAGACUUUGGGAGAAUUCACUUCAUGUGUCUAAACAAUUGGAAAAAAUUGGAGUAUCACUGUCAAACGCUAUGGUAAAUGCUGGGCUGACAUCAUUUAAAAAAAUAGAAGACACAAAUGCCAGGGAACUUGAAUUGAUUUUAAACAGACAUCCUCCUUUUGGAAACCAGAUAAAAGAAUCUGUUUUGCACCUUCCAAAAUACGAACUUGACAUUGAACAGCUUCCAAAAUACAGUGAUACAUUGGCUGAAAUCUUAGUAACCGUCAAAUUAACAAACUAUGAGCAGCUACAGACAAAGAGAACAGCGACAGACUUCCACUAUGUUACAUUGGUCAUAGGAGAUGCUGACAACCAAGUCAUUUUUAAUCAGAAAAUUACGGAUUCUUUGCUGCUGAAAACUGGAAAUUGGACGAAGAAAAUUGAUGUGAAAAGAGCUCUUAAAUCAGAGGACAUUAGUAUACAUUUAAUUAGUUCCGAUUAUGUUGGCCUUGAUCUACAGCAAGCAUAUACAGCCUUUUACUUAACACGAAAAACAGAGGGAAGCAAAGUGGUUACAAAUCAAAACCUGAAAGCUCAGUCUUCACUUGAUAUGUAUUAUGGCUCACCACAAGGUCUGCCAGCAGCAAGAGUAGAUACAGGAGGCAGAUCUAAACAAGAGAUUACCUACAAAAAAUAUGGAAACAGAGAAUGCAACCAUCGCUGUAAAAAUAAAGAUGUGUGUGGACAUGACUGCUGUAAAACUGGAGUGCCUCCAAAGUCUGAGAUGAAUGGAGAUGCAAAGUUUUCUUCGUACCUAGCUGAUUUAAGGAGCAGGAACUCAAUUUCGUCUGUACCCCCAGUAAAACGGUUAAAGAUGCAGAUGUUAAAUCAAGCUCAAAACGUGGAUCUCAAACAAUUUGUUUUUACACCUAAAUCUUUGUUGCCGGCAUUGCCAAGGGCUAGCAACGAACAGUUGUCUUCAUCACCUUCAGUGGAACAGGUAGAUACUGUUAAUAGCUUAGGAGGAUCUCAGAAACAACUUCAACCCUGGAAUUUUGGAAGGAGUAAUUCUUUGGAUGUGGACUUUGAACUGAGAGAUGAUGUUUGGGAUGAUAUUGAUGAUGAGAAAUUAGUAUUUGCUAGCAAUUUGGCCAGCAGAGAAUUAGAUGAGCAUGAGCCACUUUGCCAGUACACAAGAAGCAACACCACGAAUGACAUUUCAAAAGAUUCAUGCACGUUACAAGGUGAGACCAAUAUUCAGAACUCAGUUGUUUCUAUGGUUAAUAGCACAUCAAAAGUGAAUUUAUCUGUACAGAGUGGAAAUAUCAAUAUGUUCAGUUUUCAAGAAGAAAAGCAUUCAAAUCCUUCACAAGAGCUGAAAAACACAGUCUGUUCUUCGAUCUCAAAAAUAAUCUCAGACUCUUCUACAUUCUCUAGGAAAGAGGAUUUUUUUAUUUUCACAAAAGAACAGGAAAGAGAAGUGGAUCCCAGAUAUCUUCUUGAUGAAAGCAAUGACGUCAAGCCCUUUCUCGGAAUAUUUGAUGGCAUUUUAUAAAACAUGGAAAAAAAACUUACACUUGUUUUUAGUGAAGCCUUCAUAUCCAGUUAAGAAAAUUUUAUUUCUGUUGUAUACCUAUUUACCAAUAGCUGGAUUGCUGCACAGAGUAGAUAAUUUAAAAAACCUGAUGUCUAAUUUUUGGAAUUCUAGGCAUAUUACCUCAGUUUGAAAAGUGCUUCACUAUUUCUUUGACCUUGCUGUUUUCAGGAUUACAAAUAAAAAUACUGGAAUGUGUCAAAGGAGAAUAGUUCUCAAACUGAGGGGGCUUUUAUAGAUAAAGUAAAAAUCACAUAAGGGGAGGUAAGCUGUUUGUUACCUGCCCUGUUCACAGGUACUCUUUAAAUGAAUGAAAGACUCUUUCCUCGGAAGUUUCUUAAUGAUUUUUGGGUUUGUCUUUCAGUUUCUCCAAAUCUGGAUUUUUCAUAGCACUGAUUCUGUAAAAUAAUUAGAUUUACAAGUAAAAGCAAUAGAAUGGUAAGUUAUUCCAGACUGUAUUCCUUUUGAUGGUGCUAUCAACUCGUUAAUAAAAAAGUGCAGCUUCCUUCAAGCAAAUGUGUUUCCAGACUCUCAACAAACCAGUUGUAGAAUGUUUAUAAACAAUAUCCUGUUUUGCUGUUGACUUUGACACCCGAGGUCAUAAAAUGGACAUUUGUGCGCCCCGGUACAGAUUUAGGCAACCAAGCGUUGGAUUUGGGUAUCUUCUUGUAGCUCUAGUGUUUGAACAGUAGACCUUUGCAAGUUCAAUAGUUACAAAAAUACAUUAUAUUGCCUAAAAUCCAAGAGAAUGUUAAUUUUCACUGUUAAUUUUUC